Messenger RNA from Paramuricea clavata, 3445 nucleotides. The record is from the annotation of a GenBank genome assembly. NCBI's taxonomy places the organism in Eukaryota, Metazoa, Cnidaria, Anthozoa, Malacalcyonacea, Plexauridae.
CGGUUGAUGCAUGACCACGUGACAUAUUCCACGCGUCCUUUUAGCUUGCUUCGCUGUGGAAGAGGUUUAUAGUUGAUUCGAAGCUGAUUUUUUAACGAAAAUAUUUCACAAAAUAUGGGCGAACCGUGCAAGGUACAUGUUGGGAACGUUUCUUUUAAUGCGACAGAAGAGGAUCUGCGCGAAGUUUUUGAAAAAUAUGGCCGCGUUGAAAAAGGUUGGUUGAAAGAAAUUAAUAGACAUGUUGAAUUUCGACGAAAAUGGAAUCGUUGAAUUGUCGUUGAAAUAGCUGUAGCCUGUAGCCUGUAGUGAGUUUUGUCCGUGUUUUCAUGAAUGAUUUCGCUCGAAAUACCGAAGUGUGUUUGUCUUUUUUAGACGAACGAGUAUCGGCGAUCAUGCUUUCUUUCUAUCAGAAAAUUAUUAAAUUUUUUUGCCGCCCUAUUUUAUAUUGAUGUCUGCUGAAAAAAAUGGCGUCGCAGUUUUUGAGGCAUAUUUUGAUUUAUAUUAAGAGAGUUCUUCUGUUUGUAGAUAUGCCUUGGCAGUCAGAAGUCUAUUCGCUUAAAUUUUACAUUAAAAUAAAAACAUUUGCUAUUGACAGUAUUUGGGGAAAUUUAUUUAACCCCAAAUAUUCUUGCUCUAACUUUGAAAGCCUGAUACCAUGGCACCUUUUUUUUGCAAAAUUCGAAAUAUUGGGUGCAUGUGCAGUAAACAUAAGCUCUCACCCUGAUUAUGUCCGAACAUUGUGAAGCCUGAUUUACCUUUACCGUGUAUGCACCUAUUUUGUGCGAGUUCCCCCCCCCAAAGAAAGCGCCUGGGGCCAUUCCAUUUAAUAUACCCCUAUGGACGAGAAUUUCUGAGGGGGUUUGAAAAAGCCAUUUUUGAGGGGUGGUGUGCAUUGGCAUCCUUUGAUCUUGGCAUUUUUUCUGAGGGGUAAGGCAAAUAUUUCUCAAUUUCUGGGGGGUGUUUGUGUUGGCACUUUGAUCUUUUUUUCUUAAGGGUUCAAAUUUUAUUGAACUCGUCCAUGGGGGGGGGGAGGUGUAUAUUAAAUGGAAUGGCCCCUGUGGAAUCGCCCGUGUGGAAAGUUUGUAUUGUGUGGCGGAUAUCUCCGGCGCGCAAUUUUGAUGCUUUCUAUAUAUUUACUAUUAAAUUUUCGAAAUCUCCGGCGUGCAAUUUCCAAACUUUCCAGUCACGUGGAAUCGGGCCUUUACGAAGUAUACAGUCAAUAUGACAUUCUAUAAUUCUUGUCUUUGAUAGUGAUUGUGGUAACAGACAGAGAUACUGGGCGACCUCGUGGAUUUGCAUUUGUGAUUUUUGAAGAACAGGAAGAUGCAAAAGCUGCGAUUGACGGCCUCGACAACACUGUAUGUCAUUUUUGAAUUUCCCUAUUUGUCUACCUUUGUCAUGUUCAGAGGUGUAACUUAACACUUGCCUGCUCACCCAAGCAGACCCUGGGCAAGUGAAUAUCAUGAUGGGCAAGUGAUUAUCAUGAUGGGCAAGUGAUUAUCAUGAUUGGGCAGGUUGCCUUGCCACAAAAAGCUGGGCAUCUUUAAGUCCCCUUAAUUUAUACCCCCUACCAUUGUGGCCGUUGUCUGAUGGCAAGUGAAUUUUAUUCAGGGCAACUAAUUUUCAUGUCGAACUGGUAAAAAAGUAAAGUUACACCACUGAUGUUGUUGUCGCAGUUUGUACAGAGUUGAAUGUCGAAGUUUUACUUGUGUUUCAGGGUUCGAAUUAGCGGCUCGCUAUAUACAAUUUGCGAAUGGCAUUUUGCAAAAACAAUGUGUUAAGGUUUACAUAAAAGGUUGAUUUUCACAAUGACUUCGAAUGUAUUUUACUAUAAUGGAAGAUAUGGAGUAUUUUGCUGACUAUUAUUGUAAUUUUGUACUAAAAAGAUGUGAAAUAUGAAGAAUAUGGCUACAAUUUCUUCAGAAAAUUUACGAAAUUCGCCAAUGAAACGACAGCCAUUUUGUUUUUUGCAAGAAGUGUUUCCACUUUUCGAAACUGAAAUUUCCUUCAAAUUUUCAAGAAGGAAAUUUGCGAAUUGAUUUGUCCUGUCUAAUUCGAACCCUGUAUUUUUUGGGUAGUUUCGUCUAUCUCAAUUUUCUGAUGUUUUUGGACCUCCAUAAGCUGGCGCGUAUUGAAGUUUGUAAUCUUUGUAUCAUCUUUUCAGGAAGUGGACGGACGCACAAUCAGAGUGAGCGAAUCAAGGCCACGUAGCGAUGGUGGUGGUGGUGGACGGAGUUCCUAUGGUGGACGUGGUGGUGGACGCGGUUAUGGUGGCGGUCGUGGUCGAGGUUAUAGUGGUGGCGGUGGUGGCCGUUAUGGUGGUGGUGGUGGAGGUAGUUAUGGUCAAAGAUCUGGUGGUGAUCGUUAUAGUAGUGGUGGUGGUGGUGGUUAUGGUGGCAGAUCUGGUGGUGGUAGCAGAUAUGACAGCUAUUAAUAGGUAAGUCAAAAUUGAUACCACUGAGUAGGCUGUUGCAGUAUAUCGAUAUAUUGACAAUUAUUGUUUUUUUAAUAAAUACCGAUUAUUCACUAUUGAAGUUUUCGAUAUCGGAAUAUCGAUAUUUUUCGGUAUUAUAGAUAUCAUGUUUACGUUUGUAUAUUUAAAUGCCAUAUCAAGCUUUGUCAAGCGCUGAUUAGAGUUAUUUCAGAAGAACAAAGACAAUCAAUGUGUUAACUUUGAUGGAAAGUCUGUAAUUAGGGUUAGAGCGAGAGCUAAAAAGUGUUUGUUUGUUUAUGUUGGCGUUGCAAGGUAUAAUAUGUCAUUUCGCUUGUCAAAAAGUGAACUUUUUAGAACGGAAACAAUGCUGGAUUACAAAUGUUUUAAAAAAACAAAAUAGGACGAUCUUUGUUUCAAAUUCACACUGAUUCCUUUAAAGUAUUGGAUGUAGUAUUUUGUUGAGCAAACAUGUUGUUGACUUUUGAACAUUUGCUUGCAAAAAUAAGAGUUCUAUAACAUUUAAAGUUUGCUAGUUCACGGCAACGAAGUAUAUCCGUCAUGUUUUCGCUCGCCACAUUGGUUUUUGUAAGUUGAAAUGAAUUCACCAUCCAAUGUUUCAACACUCCAGUCAAGCGUCUUUAUCAGUGGUCAUUAGCAAGUGAAAAUAUAUAACAUUUGUUUUGUAACCCUCGUUUAGUUGAUACCAUCGAUACUUUUUGUGUUCUGUUACUCGAUCUUGAUACAAUGUUUAUUCUGUUCUCGUACAAUAAAGGCACACGAUGACCGGCUCCUCGAAAUAUCUGUGAUCAAAUUGCAUUCUAUGAAACUCUCAACACUUGUUAUGUAUCAAUUAUGACACUGGUCGUUCCAUCAAAGACUCAUGGCCAGUUGAACUAUUUAGGUGAUCUUGUCAAUCGAGAGAAGACCAGAGCAAUGAUGUCAACUUUAUUUUUAGCUCAUUACGUAAUGUCAAUGUUGUCCGAUUAAAAAUUAUUUACUUACCCGUUACCG